CGGCUACCGGAAGCUACGUCAUCUGAUGGAUUUAAAUGUUUUUUAUUUUAUUUUCCUGGAUGAAGAUUAAUCUCGUUCGAAGAAAAUUGAUUUUGUCGUUAAUCUGUGAUUCAGGGGUAGGAUCCACCCGUGAUUAAAACGACUGGUAUGACGUGACGGCCAGCGUUAAUUUGUAUCAAAGUGAGUUUGGUACGGUGACAAUGUAUGGCUAUAUCUAGCCACCUGGCUACAGCUGUAACAUUCACCGGAAGCCGAUCACCAGGGGAAAGCAACACCUGGCUCCACGUAGUGCGUUCCCAACCAUGAGGAGGUGACAGCCAGCUCACUCUGCUGCUAGGUCUUGCUGCUUGGACAUAUGGCAAGGAUCACUUUCUCAUGCCUGCCAGCCUCCUGGUACUGCAGUGUGUCCUUGCUGUCUCUGGGCUGUGUUCCCAGGCAAAGGGCCUUCUUCCUGGUGUUCCUCACCUGCUCUGCCCUGGUUUUCCUGGGGGUCUACCAGACUGAGCUCUGGGGGCCCCAGCGCCACAGGGGACAGGUCAACAAAUACCUCUCAUCUGUGGAGACCAUGGAGGCUACCGAUGUCACCAACGCAGCUCUAAACUAUGGGAUCGUGGUGGACUGCGGCAGCAGCGGCUCCAGGGUGUAUGUGUACUACUGGCCCCCCCACCAUGGAAACCUCCACACCCUGCUGGACAUCAGGCAGAUGAGGGACCACGACCGCCACCCUGUGGUCAUGAAGAUCAAACCUGGUAUUUCCACCAUGGCGCUGAGCCCAGCCAAGGCCAGUGACUACCUCCAUCCCCUCCUUUCCUUCGCUGCCACCCAUGUCCCCAGGAAGAAACACAAGGAGACUCCUCUCUAUAUCCUCUGUACUGCUGGUAUGAGACUGCUGCCUGAGAGUCAGCAGGCUGCUAUCCUGGAGGACUUGGUAAGAGAUGUUCCAGUGGAGUUUGACUUCCUGUUCUCCAGCUCCCAUGCAGAGGUGAUCUCUGGGAAACAGGAAGGUGUGUAUGCAUGGAUUGGUAUUAACUUUGUGUUGGGACGCUUUGACCAUGCAGAGUAUGAAGAUGAUGCAAUGGUGGAGGUCACUACAGGGUCACAGAACCAUCACCCAAUUAGCCGGCGGCGUACGGUGGGCAUCAUGGACAUGGGCGGAGCCUCGCUGCAGAUAGCCUAUGAGGUGCCUAGCGCGGUCCACUUCAGUUCACCUGAACAGGAGGAGUCUGGUAAGAGCCUGCUGGCAGAGUUUAACCUGGGCUGUGAUUCAGAGCACACACAGCAUGUCUACCGUGUAUAUGUCACCACAUUCCUGGGCUUCGGGGGGAACAUGGCUCGACAACGCUACGAAGACCAGCUGGUCAACUCAACCAUCACCAAGAACAGGCUGACAGGCGAUCAGACAGGCAUGAUGGAAGCCACGCCCCUUACGGACCCGUGCCUCCCUGUCGGCCUAUCAGACGUGGUGCGUCGGGAUGGGCGUGCGGUCCACCUGAGAGGGCAGGGGGACUGGGCGCGGUGCCAGGGGGCAGUCAGGCCUUUCCUGGGUCUCCACAAUGGCACCAUGGGAUCCCCCAGGGGGGUGUACCAGGCCCCCAUCGACUACAGCAACUCAGAGUUCUACGGCUUCUCUGAGUUCUUCUACUGCACCGAGGAUGUACUGAGGAUGGGGGGACCGUACGACAGCGCCAAGUACUCCAAGGCUGCCACGGACUAUUGUGCCACCAAGUGGUCAACUCUGACCAAGCGUCUAGACAGCAAGCUGUUCUCUAAACAAGCAGACUCCUCCAGACUGAAGUACCAGUGUUUUAAGUCAGCCUGGAUGUUCCAGGUGCUCCACUCAGGCUUCAGGUUCCCUAAGGACUACCCCGGCCUGAAGACUGCUCAGCUGGUCUAUGACAAGGAGGUGCAGUGGACCCUGGGAGCCAUCCUGUUUAAGACACGCUUCCUGCCUCUCAGGGACCUCCAGGCAGAGUCAUUUAAACAGGGCCACUCCAACUGGCUGCGUUCCUCCUUCGUCUACAACCACUACCUGUUUUUUGCCUGUAUCCUGGUGGUCCUGCUGGCCAUUCUGCUGUACAUCCUCCGCCUCCGCAGGAUCCACCAGCGAGAACAGAGGCAGGCUGAGGCCCUGAACCUGCUCUGGGUGGAGGAGGGGGAGGCUCUGCUGGCCUGAUCCAGGAUCAGUUUAGACUGAAUCUUUCUUGACCUGAGGCCUUGGGUGUGGUCGGGGUUAAUGAUCUAGGAUGAGUCGUGAUGCUCUAAGUAACUGGUGUUCAUAGCCUGGUAUGCACAGCUCUAGGAUCAACCUUUCACCAUCUGAGUUGUAGGCUUGACUGGUGCGCUCUAUGUUAAGAGGCACUGAUCUAGGAUCAGAUUAUCAACCGCAAAUCAUGACCUUGACUGUGACCAACGGCCUGUUGGGACAAUGAUCUAGGACCAGUUUAGUCACGCUGAAUCAUAAUGUUGACUAUUGGCUAGAAAUGCAAUAGCAACGUCAUCCUACAACGAAGGUUUGAAUUAUGGGGAUGCUGGACACUCCCGUUUUUUACAAAAUCUUUACACCCCAGAUACAGAUAUCAACGUUGACCUGACCGUGAGCUCCCUCGUAAAACAGAAAAUGUCAACCAAGGUCCAAAUCACUAUUUAUAGUAACCUCUGACCUAGAGUGUUGAUGUAAACAUAAGUAGGAGGGGCCAUAUAACUGGAACCUUCAAAAGGGGGAGGAGAAUUGCAGGAUGUGGGCGAAACAUCGUAAAGGGAAAACUGUGGAUCGUUAAAACAACGAAACAGAGGAGAAUCCCAAUAGGUGAAAGACUGAGGACCGAGCCAUUCUAUUUCUAUUGUAGAUAAUUCACUGUUGCAGAGGGACCACUGUAUUGGCCAUUUUGUGUGAAGGCAGGUGAAGCUUGACGUUUGAGGCUGAAGUUGCCCUUAACCACAGAUCUAGAAUCAAGUAACCUACUCCUAAUCCUAACCUUAACCAUUAGGGGGAUGCAAAUAAAAUCUGACCCUGUAUCUGUGGUUAGGGGUAACUUCUAGCUACUCUUUGAUGAAAAGGGUGCCUCUAUGAUUGUCUGUUUGGACAGUAUUGUAACCAUGACGAUACAAACUGUAUCUGACCAGUAUACUUCCUGUAAAUCAAACAGGAACUGCAUUCAUUCCUUAAUAAUCCCACUGUGGGAAUGCUUUUGAUUUGAAGCUUUCAAAUAGAAAAAAAGCUUUAUUGAUUUGUAUUGAAAAACUACAAUGAGGAAUCAAACAUGGGGCGGCAGGUAGCCUAGUGGUUAGAGCGUUGGGCCAGUAACCGAAAGGUUGCUUGAUUGAAUCCCCGAGCUGACAAGGUAAAAAUCUGUCAUUCUGCCCCUGAACAAGGCAGUUAACCCACUGUUCCCCAGGCACCGAAGACGUGGAUGUCGAUUACGGCAGGUUGGGUUAAAUGCGGAAGACACAUUUCAGUUGAAUGCAUUCAGUUGUACAACUGACUAGGUAUCCCCCUUUCUCUUCUCAAACAAUUUAUUAGCUGAAUCUCAAAUGUUUGAGAUAUCCCUUUUUAACGUUUUUAAACUGUUUCUUUUGGUGCUGGGAACAGCUGAGCCAGUUAUGUUGAUGACAAGCUAGUAGAGUGAAACGGGUUGUCAGUGUUUAAUGGAUUGAAGUUGAUGCCUUCUGAUUGCAUUGUGUUGAACUGUGGUACACACACACACACACACACACACACAAACUGAACUCCAAGUUGUGUGUUACUAUGUCAAACUGUCAAUGUUAGUUACCCACCUGCUCCUCACCUGCCCUGUACUGUAAAUAUCCAAUCAGCCAUCACUAUCGGUUUGCUCUACUCCUCUUGAUAA
Molecule: messenger RNA, 3848 nt
Organism: Salmo salar (Atlantic salmon)
Lineage: Eukaryota; Metazoa; Chordata; Actinopteri; Salmoniformes; Salmonidae
Product: ectonucleoside triphosphate diphosphohydrolase 7
Biological process (GO): CTP metabolic process; UDP catabolic process
Cellular component (GO): membrane; Golgi apparatus
Molecular function (GO): ribonucleoside triphosphate phosphatase activity; UDP phosphatase activity; GDP phosphatase activity
Source: RefSeq, a predicted model, not a curated record